Anguilla rostrata (American eel) is the source of this 4966-nucleotide messenger RNA. RefSeq names its product activating transcription factor 6 beta (gene atf6b). The transcript has 17 exons. Gene Ontology annotation, molecular function: DNA-binding transcription factor activity, RNA polymerase II-specific; RNA polymerase II cis-regulatory region sequence-specific DNA binding. Gene Ontology annotation, biological process: endoplasmic reticulum unfolded protein response; regulation of transcription by RNA polymerase II. The coding region runs from base 260 to 2338 and encodes 692 amino acids. NCBI's taxonomy places the organism in Eukaryota, Metazoa, Chordata, Actinopteri, Anguilliformes, Anguillidae. Gene Ontology annotation, cellular component: nucleus. The record is from RefSeq and is a predicted model, not a curated record.
UUGGGGGAGGAUUGCGGUGAACAAUAUAUUUCCUUGUGCGAGUCAGAUGGAAGACGGUCUGGAGAACACGAUUGAAAUACGGGAAUAAUCGAACCGAAUUGCCCACAAGCAUUACACAGUUGUCAAUAAAUGUGCUCUUUUAUUUAAUGCACAUGUUCGUUUCGGGCAUAUGAACACUUACUCGAUGUGAUUGGGGCAAGCGAUUUGAGUUUCUGUCUGGUUUGUGAUCUUGGCUAUACUGCUAACUCCCGGCGUGGCUAUGACGGAGUUGCUGUCUGAUUUGGAUAGUCGUUUCUUCGCUGAUAACCUUUUGACCAGCGAGGACUGGGAUGCCUGCCUGUACCAGUGCGAGAGCAUGGAGGAGGGGGAGGAGGCGGAGUUCACCAAACAGCUGGCAUACGACACCGUGUUCAACAACGACCUCACCACGUGCCUCGAUCCCCACGACCCCGCGUUGCCAUGGAAACAGCCCAGCGACGACGACGACCUUCUCACAGGUGACAUUCCUGUUUUAAAGGAGGAUAGGACCAUCGUUCAGUCCCUGCCUGUUGACAUGCUGUUCCAAGUGAAGGCGGAGCCUCUGUCCCCAGCCUCCUCAUUGGCUUCUGACUGCUCCCUCCCGGAGGUACAGGUGACAGUUAAAGGGGAAAACCCUCCGACCCCCCCUUACAUGUUUGGGGACGUCCUGUCCCCGCCCUUGGGAACGGUCCAAGUCACCGUCACCCCCUCUCCACAACCGCAACCACGGCAACCACAACCGCAACCACAGGAACACCAAUCGCACAACGGCGUUGAGAAGAAGCCCCCUGCCACAGUCCUGCCUUCUCCUUCCACCCUGAAGGCCAACUCGAUACUCAGCAGCAAGCUGCCCAUCCAGCCCCGCCCAGUGGGUGUGGCCGCUAUGCCAGUCACUCCAAGCCCCGCCCCUGCUAAGGCCCUCCUCCUGCAGAGCCUGCCCUCCAUGGACCAGAAGCGGCCAGUGGUCCUCUCUCAGUCCGUCUGUCUGGGCUCCGCCCCCGCCGCCAUCGUGAAGGUGGAGCCCGUGUCUCCCAGCAUGCAUCACUGCGCCAGCCCGGCCGCUCCGCCGCCUGCCAAGCCCAUUAUCCCAGCAUCCCCUCUGCCUGGGGGCAGCUGCGGUGACAUUGAUAUGAAGGUUCUGAAGCGGCAGCAGAGGAUGAUAAAGAACAGGGAGUCGGCCUGUCAGUCGCGCCGGAAGAAGAAGGAGUACCUGCAGAGCCUGGAGGCGCAGCUGAGGGAGGCGCAGCGGGAGAACGAGCGCCUCCGCAGGGAGAACCAGGCGUUGCGCCAACGGCUGGCCGGGACCGAGGGGGGUGACUCCAGCAAUAGUAAGAGGGUGUUCUGCAUCAUGGUGGUUCUGCUGUUCAUCACCUUCAGUUUUGGCCCCGUCAGCAUCACGGACAGGAAGCUGGAGACUGGGUUACAGGAAGGGGCGGUCCCUCACACGGGAAGGCACCUGCUGCAGCUGCCCCAGGAGAGCAGGAGCCGGGAAGGGAGCGAGGGAGUGGAGGAGGAGAGGCCGGAGAGUGAGGAGGAGGGGGAGGAGAGAGACUCCCCUGUCUCCUUCCAGUUCAGGAACCAGAGCAGCGUGUUCAGCGACGUCAAGGACCUGGUUCUGCAGGACAUUGACCGGUACUUCAGUGCCACGGACUGUAGGCAGUUCAACCGCUCUGAGUCUCUCAGGCUGGCAGAUGAGUUGAGGGGCUGGGUUCACAGGCACCAGAUCGACAGGAAGAAGUCGGGGGGGAAGCCCAAGAUUGCCAAGAAAGCUAAAAUCGCUCAGAAGGCACAGCUGAGAAAGGCAAACUUCUCCAGGUAUCUGCCCAUCCAGGCCCAUCGUGCCAUUGAAAGUCAACUGCAGGUGUUACCAGGGCCAGAGGUCAGCUACAGUGACUUCCUGGACGCCAUCGACAGACGCGAGGACACCUUCUACGUGGUCUCCUUCAGACGGGAUCACCUGCUGCUGCCAGCAAUCAGCCACAACAAAACCACCCGUCCCAAAAUGUCCCUGGUGAUGCCGGCCAUGUCUGUCAACGAGAGCCUGUAUAACUCCUCUCAGGGGUAUGAGAUGAUGAUGCAGGUGGACUGUGAGGUCAUGGACACGCGCAUCAUCCCCAUCAAGGCCUCCGCCGUUCCGCCGUCGCUACGGGACCCGCCCCCGGCUCCGCCCCCGCACCAUCACCACGGCAACCACACCUCCCUCCGUGGCCGCCACGCCCACGGCCACACCCACCCCGGGGCGGCUGGGUCUCCACGGCAACCCUUGCCCGGGAGGGGGAGGGGGACGGAGCUCUACAUCACUCAAGAGGGGGGGAUAUGAGAUGAGGGGGGGUGUGGGGGGGGUGGGUGCGAGGGAUUUAGAGCAGAGAGCGAAAUUAUGAUAAAGAGAGAGCAUGGGGUAGACGAGCGAACGGGAAUAGCUGCACUGCGUCCAUGGUAACACGACGCUCGUCGCCAUGGCAGUUCCAUCAUGAGGACUUUCCAUGUUUUCCGUUAUAGGGUUUUGUUUUUUGUUUUUUUGUUUUUUUGGUAGGUUUUAACCCUUACUGCCUGUCCUCCCCAUCCAAAUUCGCUUCCACUUGCAGAUACAGAAAUGUCAUUUAUGUCCAACGUGUCUUAAAAGCCAGGACAGAAAUUUAAAUACUUCAAAGAAAUAAGAAUAAUAAAAUACCAUCCUUUCGGGUUUGUUUUGCUUAUAGUGAACGCUCAACCGCGAUGGUGUCCUUGGGCUGAACAGAACGUCCAGAUUGGAGUUGUUCGGGGGUUUUUAACGGCUUGGAUUGGACUUCCUGAUUGGUUGUGGUUCGGAUGAUUUUGUGGACCUGUAUGAGGGUAGGUUACACUUUAAAAAGGAGGGGGGGGAUGGGGAAUCUUUCUUUUAAUCUCGUUUGUAUAUAACCUGUUCUACCCAGGGCCACCGGUAGUCUGAUCAUGACAAAUAUCACAAACGACCCGGUAAGAGCUUUAAACAGGUGUGAAGUCAACUCAGUUUUCUGUUGUAAAUACCAGUAGAAGAUAUUUAGUGCUUUUCUCGAGCACGUGAAAUACAAUAACGCUUCCGUUGUCACCGGGGUUCCACACAGACUUGGCUUGGCGUGUGAAUGCAACGUGUUAGAGGUGUUCCGUCAUGUUUCAUUAGUUUUCUGUGCUCUUUUUAACGUUUUCUAAAAAAAAAUCUCAUUGAUGUGGUCAUAGCAUAUUGUGUUCCCUACAGCAAGAAAUGGUCUAUUUCUAGAUGGUUCUGUCACACUGGCCCAGCUUGCAAUGUCGCUGGUCAUUUGAAGCCUUGCUGCAGCUCUCCUGUACUGCAGGGGGCAGUGCAGAGAUUCCUCUUGAAUGCGGAGACGGAAUCACCAUAGAAGAAGCAAUAAGCUAGAAUGCCAGCUGUGGACUGAUUUUUUGCACACGCCACAAACUGCUCUGUUUGCAUUGCAUUAAACCAGUGGCUGGUUGCUUCUUGUGCAGAAUCACCAUCUUGUGUUGGGGGGGGGGCUUGAACUGGAGGCAGCGGUUCAUACCACUAUGGUGUCUUUUUUUUUUUUUGGAGGGGGGGGAUUUGUGCAGGCAUGCUGAGAUUCCAUUGUUAUAUGAAAUUAUAACACAAUAUCUCAUAACCUUAUUAAUAUGACCGGUAACCUCCAGGCAUUAUGUAAAGUCCGUAUAGCAAUGAGGGAACACUUUCUAUGUCCUAGGAUCUUUUCUGUAUAUAUUAUCUUUGCCCUGGAUGAAGACUACAAUGACGAUAUUCGCUUAUGUAAAUGGUUGUCUUUUUUAUUUUUUUAUUUUUGUAUAUAGUUGUGAUUUCUGUCCGUUGUAGAUACCAGCAUUGCGUAAAAGCAUAACUAUUUUAUCUUUUGUUUUGUCAGCACUGAGAAAGAUGAUGUUUUUACGUUGUCUUUGUUGAAAGGAGAAGACCACAUCGUGAGCAACCAUUUUGUAAUUUUACCCCAACUUGGUUAACUCGCUUGACGGGCCACGAUUGUGGGCGGAGUCGUCAUCCUGCAUCCCUGAAGCUCGAUCAUUGCAGUGCUGUGGUGGGAUCAUCCUGUAAAUAAGCCUGUGUUUUCAGUGAUCCGGUUUUGUCAGACCACGUCCUCUGGAGUCUAAUGAGAUCUCCCUAUUUUACAGUUCUCAUUCUUAAUAAACGCCUCCCUCAAGUUACCGAUGCAAUUCAGCAGUAAAAAAAACCAGGCUUUCACUGAUAAUGGAGAAUAUUUUUACUCAUUUUUUUAGUCUGCGUUUCGCGUCUUAAGUUUUGCCGUAUAUUCCGUCCCGGACAGACGGACGGACGUAGCUAAGAUUCCACGCGGCGUACGUCCUUCCCUCGCUUCCUGGUCAAACUGGACGAACGGCCACUUCAGUUACGUUGGGUUUGUAGAAACCAGAAUUAUUGCCGAAAAGUAGAAAGUUACCCUUUUUCUGGCGAUUGAGUGAGCCCUUUGUAUAUUUUAUUGUAUGAUUUUUUUUUUUUUUUUUUACCUCCCAACUACGUACAAAAUAAGAACAAGAAGAUGUUUAUAUAAAACAUGGAUAAAACGGAGAUAGCUGGUGAUUUAGUCUGAAGUUCCUGUCGGCAUUCACCCACUCACCCUUGCAUAUGACGCUCGCUUGUUUAAGCUGUGACGCAGUCAUGCAACUGUACGUGACCACAACAUAUUGCGUACGGGAGACACGAUCACACUCGCCUACGAAACAUACCAUUGAGUGCAAACACUGUCAGUCAGACAUCAAACUACUAAUGUCUGUCUAGUCUAACAUAGUGAUGUAAAUACUGUCAAAGCUAUCAAUUUUAUAAAUUUAUUUAAGUUUUUUAUUUAAAUUUUCAUUGGAGGAAAAAGAAAUUAAGUUUCCCUGUGCCCUUGACAAAGAAAUUGUGUGAACUUCCACAUUUGCAUUUGUAGAUGACCAAGAUGAAUUUGAUAAAUAAAAGUAUUAUUUAAAAAAAGAA